Molecule: messenger RNA, 1343 nt
Organism: Etheostoma cragini (Arkansas darter)
Lineage: Eukaryota; Metazoa; Chordata; Actinopteri; Perciformes; Percidae
Gene: tmem187
Product: transmembrane protein 187
Exons: 1
Coding region: 140-925 (261 amino acids)
Cellular component (GO): transport vesicle
Source: RefSeq, a predicted model, not a curated record
CUCCAUUUUAAAUCAUGUGAUGUUAAAUACCAAAACAAUAGGAGUUCGGACUUUCAAUCUCAGUCUGUGUCGAAACUAUCUCUGCGUUUGCAGGUUGUUGCACAAGAGCUUUACUUUAGAAUAUGUUAAAUAAUCUGUAAUGAAGUCUGCUCUGCUUCACGUAUCGGUGCCUUUUGUGGUCUGUGUCGUCUUGGCUAACACCAGCUUGUUCGACGAAGUUGAGGUGGACUUGUCUUCUGACCAUUAUGCAGAGAAAAUGGUUGAUUCUCUGCCCAGUUUCUUGGCGAUGCCCUGCAACUGUCUUAUUAACCUGGCUUAUAUCUUCAUGGGACUGUACUGGCUGUUGUGGCACAAAGGCGUUCAGGAGACGUACCAGAGCCGGUACAUGAGAGAGGUAUUCGCCUUCAUGGCUGUGUUCUACGGACCUGUGCAGUGGACACGCCUGGCGCUGCUGCGGCGCGUUCCUGCCGUGCUCGACCAGUGGUUCACCCUACCGAUUUUUGCGUGGGUUCCUGUGUGGGUCAGCUUUAUAGAACGCGGGCCAGAGAAGUGGCGCGCGAGGCACGCGGCAGCGCAUGUACUGUUGUCUAUUCUCAGCUACGGCCUGGCGCUGGCGCACGAGCGGGGCUUCGAGUUGGCGCUAGGCUGUCACGUCGUCAUCGCGGUGUACACGGGAGUUCACGCGCAGCUGGCACACGGGGACGGUCGCACGCGGGGAUAUUUGCUGCUGGCGGUGCUGUCGUGUACGGGGUUCGUGGUACUAAAGCUGCUGGAUCACUGGCUUGCUCAGUACCGCCUCUUUCAGCGGCUUACCGGACACUUCUGGUCCAAAGUGUGCGACGUGCUGCAGUUCCACUUCAGCUUCUGUUUCCUGACCACACUGACACAGAGGGCACAGGGAAAGACUGCAGCACAGCAGGAGUGAGCAACAACCAGAGGAGAAGAAACGUCGAGAGACAUUUUACUUUAAUCCCAGAUACUAUACUGGGCUAUUAUAACCUAACACCAACUAAUUCAACGUGGGUUGGAUUUGAUACACAUACCCUUGUCCAAAUAAAAACAUAGCAAGAAAGCACAAUUCAAAAAGAGAAAAGUGUGAAAUAAACAGGGAAAACUAAUGAACAAGGAGUUUGGCAUACAACAGAGGAACCAGAUAAAACGCUAAAAGUUCAAAUGAUUUACUUCCAUAGUAUAGCCCCAAAUCAAAACAAGUCUCUGCUACAGUACAAACUUUAAGUUGAUGUGCAGAGUUAAUAUUAGUUAAUAGUAAGAUGUUAUUCAAUAUGCAAAUGUAUUAAAAUAUGAAAUACAUUCACCCAUCGCUCCUCUUUCCAUUUUCUCUA